CCGCCAGCCAGUCCUCUCAGCGCGCGCUCGGCCGCCCGACGACGCGGGAGCCGCACGCGCUGGACCAAGGUAGCUGCGCUCUCAGUAGCUGAGCGCCGGCCCGCUGAGGCGGUGCCCUCGGUUUCCGGCCGAGGCACGGUCGGGACCGCUGAAUCUGUGGCCCUAAAGCGGCGGCAGCGGUGAGGAAAAACAUGAAGAACGAAAUUGCUGCUGUUGUCUUCUUUUUCACAAGGCUAGUUCGAAAACAUGAUAAGUUGAAAAAAGAGGCAGUUGAGAGGUUUGCUGAGAAAUUGACUCUAAUACUUCAAGAAAAAUACAAAAAUCACUGGUAUCCAGAAAAACCAUCAAAAGGACAGGCUUACAGAUGCAUUCGUGUCAAUAAGUUUCAGAGAGUUGAUCCUGAUGUCCUGAAAGCUUGUGAGAACAGCUGCAUCUUGUAUAGUGACCUGGGCUUGCCAAAGGAGCUUACUCUCUGGGUAGACCCAUGUGAGGUGUGCUGUCGGUAUGGAGAGAAAAACAAUGCAUUCAUUGUUGCCAGCUUUGAAAAUGAGGAUGAGAACAAAGAUGAGAUCUCCAAGAAAGUUACCAGGGCCCUUGAUAAAGUUACCUCUGAUUAUCAUUCAGGAUCUUCUUCCUCAGAUGAAGAAACAAGUAAGGAAGUGGAAGUGAAACCCAAUUCGGUGACUGCAACACCAAGCCCAGUGUACCAGAUUUCGGAACUGAUAUUCCCACCUCUUCAAGUGUGGCAUCCGUUGCCCAGAAAAAAGCCAGGAAUGUACCGAGGGAAUGGCCAUCAGAACCACUACCCUCCUCCUGUUCCGUUUGGUUAUCCAAAUCCGGGAAGGAAGCAUAAACCAUACCGUCCAAUUCCAGUGACAUGGGUACCUCCUCCUGGAAUGCAUUGUGACCGGAACCACUGGAUUAAUCCUCACAUGUUAGCACCUCACUAGCUUCUUUUGAUUUUGUGGGUGUCAUGUUGAGAGAAAGGUAGAAUAAACCUUACCACACAUUGAAAGUUAAAAGUUCAUACUAAUAGCGAAGUUAGAUGGACCAAACCAUCAAACUUAUUUUUAUAGAAGUUACUGAGAAUAAUCUUUCUUAAAAAUAUAUAUGCACUUUAGAUAUAUUGAUAUAGUUUGGGAAAUUUUAUUAAAGUUAGUCAAGUGCCUGAGUUUUUAAUAUUGGACUUGAGUAUUUAUAUAUUGUGCAUAAACUCUUGAAUACGAGAACACUGUAGGAGUGGAUGAUCUGUUGUAGCACCUUUGAGCAUUUACUUUAUGGAGCAUUUACUUUAUGGAGUGUAAGUAAGUUAUUUAUAUACAAGGAGAUCUAUUUUAUGUCAUUGUUUAGAAAAAUUGCGUGAAAUCAUGUAGUUGCAAAUAAAAAGUAGUUUGAGGCAUGACAA
Molecule: messenger RNA, 1405 nt
Organism: Otolemur garnettii (small-eared galago)
Lineage: Eukaryota; Metazoa; Chordata; Mammalia; Primates; Galagidae
Gene: BTG3
Product: BTG anti-proliferation factor 3
Exons: 5
Coding region: 192-950 (252 amino acids)
Biological process (GO): negative regulation of mitotic cell cycle; negative regulation of cell population proliferation
Cellular component (GO): cytoplasm; nucleus
Source: RefSeq, a predicted model, not a curated record